Molecule: messenger RNA, 1068 nt
Organism: Pseudocercospora fijiensis CIRAD86
Lineage: Eukaryota; Fungi; Ascomycota; Dothideomycetes; Mycosphaerellales; Mycosphaerellaceae
Exons: 2
Coding region: 1-1068 (355 amino acids)
Molecular function (GO): FMN binding; oxidoreductase activity
Source: RefSeq, a predicted model, not a curated record
AUGGAAGGCCUCCCAGACACAGGACUCGACACAUCAGACUGGACAACGGGAGAAGCACCACCACUCGACGACCUCGUCAACCUCGACGACAUCCAGAUCGCAGCCAAAAACACUCUUUCAACCAAAAACUACGCAUACUAUCGCACAGCAGCUCUAGACGAAGUGACCUACAACGCCAACCUCUUCAUAUGGAACAAGAUCCGCCUAAACGGCUUCAGCUUCGCCGACGUCUCAAACGUAAACCUCAAAACCUCGAUUUUGGGCCACGAGUUCUCCGCGCCAUUCUUCAUCGCCCCAGCAGCAAAAGCAGGAAAAGCCAACGAAACCGCAGCAGAAGCCGGCCUCGUCCAAGCCGCAGGCGCAGCAGGAAUACUUUACAUCCCCUCAAUCUCCUCAACCCUUUCAAUCGAAGAAAUCGCAGCUGCAUCAAACACCUCCGACCAAAUCAUGUUCCAUCAAGAAUACAUCUGGUCCAACACGACGAAACUCAAAGACGAACUGUCUCGAAUCAGGGAGUCUGGCUUCAAAGCUCUGGUUCUGACAGUUGAUAACACUGGAGUCAACGGGAUUCGAAACCGUCAGAUGCGUUUCUCAAGCGGGCUGGCAGAUGAUCGUCAUUCCGCAGAUCUCACGAUUUCUGCGCUAAAGAAGCUGCAAAAAAUGACGUCUCUGCCCAUCAUUCCGAAAGGUGUCAAGACGGCUCACGAUGUGAAGUUAUGCGCCGAUCUCGGAUUCCCAGCCGUAUACAUUUCCAAUCACGGAGGUCGAGUCGUGGAUCUCGCUCCUACAGCUGUGGAAAUCCUGCUCGAUGUGCAUCGUCUAUAUCCCGAAGUCUUCUCACAAAUUGAAAUCUACGCGGAUGGGGGCGUGAGGAGGGCGACGCAUAUCCUGACAUUAUUAGCUUUGGGGGCUAGAGCGGUGGGAGUGGGUCGGAGCGCCAUGUUUGCGAAUGUCUAUGGCGCAAAAGGGGUGGGGAAGAUGAUUUCGAUUUUGAAGGAGGAGUUGGAGAGUACGAUGCAAUUGAUGGGGCAGUCGGAUAUCGAUGGCGCAUGGAAUGAUUAUGUUUGA